AUGGUUGACCGACCAAAGAAGCCAUUGGCGCUAGCCACAACCCCGGGUCUACCACCUCAACCUCAGGUCAACUUCUCCAAAGACAAUUCGCGAGUCACAGCUGUCCUUCCCACUGGCGAGAGCGUCGAGGUCCUUUUCUAUGGCGCUACCGUUAUCAGCUGGAAGAAUCGCUUCGGAAUAGAGAAGCUCUGGUUGUCUGAUGCCGCUAAGCUCGACGGAUCUAAGGCCGUACGAGGUGGCAUUCCUCUGGUCUUUCCCGUAUUCGGCACAGCUCCUAAUCACGCUGCAACCUCGAAACUACCCCAGCACGGCUUUGCGCGCAAUUCGCGGUGGGAAUUCCUUGGCAAGUCUAGCUCCGAGUCGACCGGGCCGUCUGACACCUCCGUCAAGCUCGACUUCGGCCUCUCAUCCGCCACCCUAGAGGAGAAGACGAAGAGCCUAUGGCCCUAUACCUUCUCCAUCAUCUACAGCGUCACCUUAACCCCGGAGAACCUGAGCACGAGCAUCGUCGUUACCAACGAUGGUGAACAGCCCAUCGAUUUCCAGGUCCUAUUGCAUACGUAUCUACGAAUUGAUGACAUCUCAAAGAUCCAGGUGACGGGUCUCGAGGAGUCAGAAUACGUCGACAAGGUGGAUGCGGCUAAGGCAAAGACACAGUCGGGCGCUAUAACCAUCACGGGCGAAACAGAUAGAGUGUACACGCCGGCCAAGGGUCCCUCAAACCCGGUGGUGGUCGCAGAGGAUGGCGAGGCGGUUUUCAGCAUCGUACGGGACAACCUUAAGGAUGUUGUGGUCUGGAACCCGUGGACGGAAAAGGCGGCAGGCAUGGGAGACUUCGAGCCCAAGGACGGUUUCAAGAAGAUGAUCUGCAUCGAAGCAGGCUCUGUCAGUGGAUGGACUACACUGGACCCGAACGACGCAUUCGAGGGCGCCCAGACGAUUUCCGACUGA
Molecule: messenger RNA, 951 nt
Organism: Daldinia childiae
Lineage: Eukaryota; Fungi; Ascomycota; Sordariomycetes; Xylariales; Hypoxylaceae
Product: Glucose-6-phosphate 1-epimerase
Exons: 3
Coding region: 1-951 (316 amino acids)
Biological process (GO): carbohydrate metabolic process
Molecular function (GO): isomerase activity; carbohydrate binding
Source: RefSeq, a predicted model, not a curated record